This is a messenger RNA of Lucilia cuprina (Australian sheep blowfly), 1108 nucleotides long. RefSeq names its product UMP-CMP kinase (gene Dak1). Gene Ontology annotation, biological process: CDP biosynthetic process; 'de novo' pyrimidine nucleobase biosynthetic process; UDP biosynthetic process. The transcript has a single exon. Gene Ontology annotation, cellular component: cytoplasm; nucleus. Lineage: Eukaryota; Metazoa; Arthropoda; Insecta; Diptera; Calliphoridae. Gene Ontology annotation, molecular function: ATP binding; UMP kinase activity. The record is from RefSeq and is a predicted model, not a curated record. Bases 134 to 847 code for a protein of 237 amino acids.
CAUCGUUCCUUUUGCAUCGGCACCUAACCAUCAAUUAUUUAAUUUGUUUUAACCAUUCAAUACCGUGAUAUUUAUUCAACGUUGUAUACAUACAACGUUUUUAUCUAUUUAGUUAUCACGAUUUUCUUUUUUAAUGUUAAAAGUCUUGCGUAGUACUUUACACACAUUUACGCCAAUUACUAAGCAUUCCAGUACAAGCCAGCUUCAAUACAAACGUUUCCUAACCACAGCAACGCGUACUAAAGUUCAAGCGGAAAUGAGUGAAAAGCCAAAGAUUGUAUUUGUUUUAGGUGGCCCAGGUGCUGGCAAGGGUACUCAGUGCUCUAAAAUUGUGGAACGUUUCGAAUUCGUCCAUUUAUCGGCCGGGGAUCUAUUGCGUGAAGAACGUGCCCGUGAGGGUUCCGAAGUGGGUGCUUUAAUUGAAGACUACAUACGCAAUGGUAAAAUUGUACCGGUUGAGGUGACGUGUUCAUUGCUGGAAGCAGCUAUGACAAAAUCUGGCAAAAAUAAGUUCCUAAUUGAUGGUUUUCCACGUAAUCAAGAUAAUUUAGAUGGCUGGAAUCGUCAAAUGUCAGACAAAGUAGAUUUUCAAUUUGUUUUAUUCUUCAACUGCUCAGAGGAUGUGUGUGUUGAUCGUUGUUUGUCUCGUGGCCAAGGUGGCUCCGGUCGCUCGGACGAUAAUAUGGAAAGUUUAAAGAAACGUAUUCAAACCUACAACAACCAUUCUCUGCCAAUUAUCAAGUAUUUCGAAGAAUUGGGUAAAGUGAAACAAAUCGAUGCUAGCCCCUCGGCUGAUGAAGUUUUUGCCAAGGUUGAACAGGUAUUCAAAGAAAGUGGCUUCGAGUAAAACCCUAUUGUUGGAGGUGGUGGUAGUGUUAUAAAUAUUGUUGCUGUUGUUGUUAAUUCUCUGAAAUUUUCUUGUUAAAGGAGGAGGAGGAGAAGAAACACUUACACAAUAAUUAUGCCGUUUUGCUUACUUUUAAAUUCUUGUCUUUUAAAACGUAUUAAAAACUAACAUUAGUUCAAUUCUUAACAAAAAAAUCGAUAAAAAAUACGAUAUACUCUAUGUUUAUGGUUAAACAAAAUAAAAACUAUUUAUUAAGCUCAA